GCACUUCCCUGAAGAAGAGUUGGCAGCGCCGUUCGUCAGAUGUUAAGUCCCUAUUUUUGUUUUUAAAGGCGUUAUUUCCCGAUUUAAAUGACGGCCAACCUGUUGAACCUGAACGUGGACACGCUGUUCGAGCAGCACGGCGUGUCCGAGAUCGACGCGGUGCACAAGAAGAUCCAGACUCUGGUGGAGAACAAGCGCGAGGAGCUGCGCACCCAUGUCGGGGAGCGGUACCGGGACUUGCUGCAGGCGGCGGACACCAUUGCGGCGAUGCAGACGUCGGCGGGCACGCUCAUCGAGCAGGUGCGUCACGUGCAGGCCAACUGUCGCAGCCUCAACGAGCAGCAGCUCCUGGGCUUCCAGUCGGUGGCGAAUGCCAGUGCCAGCACGGUGGACAGUCGCCCGGAGGCGGCCCUGCAUCAGCGGAGCGCAGGGCGGAAGCUGCAGACGUACUACGGCACCAUGGCGCAAAUCAAGCUGCUCACCGCCUUGCCAGAACUGAUUUGGACUCACUUGGACAACGAACGCUUCUAUGCCGCCGCCGAGCUGUUUAUCUUUAGCCGCCACAUCAGCACCGGCUUGCAGCUGGACGGACAGAGUGCACUGAUGCAGAAGCUGCCGGUGGCCCGCAAACAGUGGGAGAUCCUGCGUCCCUUCCACGUGACCAUCAAGCAGGCGGUAUUGGCCGCCCUGGAACGGGAGGAACUGCUGCCCGAGAUGGCCGUGGACUGCCUGCAGAGUCUUCUGUUGCUGGACAAGAGCGACCUGGGCGCCGUACUGCAAACCUUUCUGGGUUUGCGCUCCUCCGCCUUCCUAAGCUGCCUUCAGAGCAGGCCCUCGGAGUCGCGGCGCGUCAAGGAGCGUAUUCUAGCCAGCUUGGGCGUGCUGAAUGACACUGUGGAACUGCUGGACAAGUGCCUGCUAGAUGAUGGCCUUCUGUUCACCCGGCUGGCGGACUGCGCCUCCUCCACGUGCCCACCCAGCAUCAACCGAAUGGAAAGUGGCGAGAGGCAGCUGGCACACCUGCUGCCAGACAUCAUCGCUGGCUUCCGGCCGCAGUUCAAGGUUUCCCAGCUGACUCCUGAGCAGCUGGGUGGUGCCCUCAAGCAGUGGCUGGACAAGAUGAAUGCCCUGGCAGCGGCUCACCUGCAGCAGGUCUUCGCUUUGGUCAGCAACAUGCAGACCAUCCAGGACAUCAAGUCGGCAGCCAGGUCAAAUGGAAGGCCAGACUUCGUGCGCCUUGAGGAAAAGCUGCACUUGGAGCACAGCCAGCUUGACUUCUACGCCCGCAAGUAUGUGCCGCUGAUCAACGCCCGAGUGAGGGAAAUUAUCCGCAGCAGCUGGGCGGCGGCCAUGAAGCAGACCUACGAGCGGGUUCUGGUGCUCAUCGAAUCCGGCCAGGUCCAGGGUCCGCAUGAGAUAUGGCGGGAGCAGAGCGACGAUCUGCCCCUGAGCUUGGCGGCGGCCCUCAGCGAUCAGCCAAAGAGACUAGCAAACCGGACGAAGGGGUACGAUGGGGCCACCGUGGAGCUGUGCAAGCAGUUUGACUCACAACUGGCAGACAUUGUCCAGGAGCUGAAUGUGAUGCUCCAGGAGCAGACAACGCGGUCGGAGGACAAACUCUCGCUAAUCACGUUCCUCCGCGAGACAGCUCAGGAGCAGCUCACCGAGUAUCUGAGCAACCUGAAGGGGCUGCAGUUGAGGGAGCGUCCCGCUCUGCUCCUGGCUCUGCGCAACAGUCUGGCCCUGGUGGAGCUGUGUCCCAACCUGAAGUUGUGCUUCUGCCAGUCCUCCAGCUGGCGACAGUGGACUGCGAAUUCGGCUGGCGUUGGUAUUGAACACUGGCAGCGCAUUUGCGGACUAAUCGAGGAGGAAAUGCUCAGCUUCUGGCUGCUCAUCGUGGACGAUGUGCUGGCGGGUCACAGUUGCGAGGACAGGCUGCCGAAGGUCAUCAACCACGAAGUGGUCUUGAGGGAUUUUGCGCUCUGGCAGACCUUAACGCUGGAACAGCGUGACGAGGAGCAAGACAAAAGCGUUCAAUCCACCAUUCGCAUUCCCAGCCAGCCGCGGCUCUCCCUUCAAACGUAUCUCCAUCAGUUGAUCCAGGCACUGAAUAUGGCCGUACCCCAGACAUUGCCCCCCAAAGUGUUGCAGGCCUUUAACCAGCGUCUCUUGGGGAAAUUACUCGCCCACUACAAGGGACUCACCUCAGCGGAGGGCACCAAGUCCAGCCAGAACAUUGCCCUACAGCUGUACUUCGAUCUGAAGUUCCUGGAGCGCGUGUUCGCCAUCAGCCGUGAGGAGAGGCUUCUUUACGACCAGAUCCAUGCCCAGCAGAAUCAGCUGCGCGACUGCAUCGAUCCCUUUGACUUCGAGCUGUUUGCCGAACACAUUACCUCGCAUGUGGCCAGAGCCUCUGGUCGCCUGCAGGGCGAACUGGGAGUACUGACGCCAUUGGCAGCUGCUCCAAGCCUGAGCAGUGCCUUGGCCCACGAAGCCGAUCCCAAUGUGCUGUGUCUUAGCUCAUCGGGGUCCACGUCGCUGUGGUUCCCCCUGCUGCCAAUUGUGAUGUCCCAAGCGGCCGGAGGAGGAGGGAGUGCCAGCGAGCGGAAGAUCUUGGCCCCUGAGCCGGCGGAGAAAGAUUUCGUUCUCUUGCAAUCCUAAGUCACUACGUAGUUCCAUCGUUUGCUCUGGUUGGGUAGGAAGUGUACUUGAUUGUUGAUAUUUCGUUACUAGUUUGCAUGCUGCAUGGUUAGCUUUACCUAACAAACAUUUUGAGCGAGUGGCAGUUCCUCCCUCCUGUGCUCUUACUAGACGCUUCAUUUCCGAAUUGAGAGGCUCUUCAAACUGAAGCCGCAGUUUAAUUAAACUAAUUUGGUUUGGCCAGCAAUAAAUAACCAGAAUGCCGCAAGACAAAUUUUAAUUAGGUGCAACUUGCCGCCGCUCCCCGGCUCUCUUCACUUCGCCCGCAAGUGCUUGGCAAAAGUUUCGAGGCUCGAAGCCGAAACCAAAAUUUCCAAGUGGAUGGCCAGGACAUCGGCAGGAUGAUUGUGUGUACAUUGUGUGUGCGCGUGUGUGGUGGUAUGUGUGUAGCUGAGUGCCUCAGAUGCUAAUUAAUGAAUCGCUGCAAUUAUUGAAAUCAAAUCGCUGGGCAAACGCUAAUUUAUGGCCUCGGCUCCUUGGUCGUUUCUCGCAUGUUUUGUAAUUAGCUGCGAUCUCCGCCGGUAUAAAUCGCUCUCUAAUUAUGUCUGCCUUCUGUUUGCCCUUUGCUUGUUGUUCGCCAUAAAUCUGAGAGUUCAACCGCAAAUUAACAGAUUAAUCAGACAAACUACCAAUUAAUAGUACUAAUUAAUUAAAAACAUUUCGCUUUU
Messenger RNA from Drosophila kikkawai, 3368 nucleotides. Lineage: Eukaryota; Metazoa; Arthropoda; Insecta; Diptera; Drosophilidae. The record is from RefSeq and is a predicted model, not a curated record.